AUGGCGGAGCCCACGUCCAAGCCGCGGGUGCUGCUCUCCAUACUGAAGUGUAACUACUUCGAGCACCUCGAGGGCGAGCUCCUCUUCACGGCGAUCUCCGCGGGCUUCGGCCGCUUCGAGUGCGAGCGGCUCCUGAAGCCCAGCGGGGUGGAGCUCAUGAACCUGCCCCGGUCGGCCAACAUCGAGGUGAGCGUGCUGCGGUGGUGCCCGGCGGACCAGGACGGCGAGCGGCAGAAGCAGCUGCUCUACCACGGACUCGUCUCUCUCAGCGCGGUGCAGCCCACGUUCUCCAGGGGCGACGGGCGCGGAGGCGAGCGGGACCUGCAGGUCUGGGAGAAUUGGCUUGGGCUGUUCAGCUCCGACGUCAGCCUGAAGGCCAGGAUAGCGAGAGCGAACGAGGUGCCUGGAGAUGGGGGCCUCCAGCGCAAGAUUCCCGCGGCUGCUGCUGCGGCUGCAGUACAUGCCGCCUGGCGUGUCCGCGGCGCCGCGGGCGCCGCUGGAGCGGCAGCCGUCCGAGCGGCUCGCGGCGGCCGCGGGGCCGGAGCGGCACGCGGCUGGCCACGAGGGUGCCGUGGAGAAUGGCUACCCCGCCGACGCCUCCGCAGCGCAUGCUCGAUCUGGACAGCUUCAGGCCGAGGAAGACUGGCGCAGCAAGUACGAGGAGUUGUUUCGAGUCUCGGAGAACAACAAGCUGACUUGGGCGAAGCAGCGGGCCCACCUGGAACACCAGCUGGAGACGGAGCGCCAGGCGCGCCUGAGUCCGAUGUGGGCCGCCUCAGGAGGGAGGCCGAGGAACUGCAGGCCCGCUACCAGGAGCUGGAGCACGAGAACCUGAGGCUCCGCGAGCACGGUGGUGGGCGCGUCGACGAGGCACCGCUGCUCGCGCUGGCAGAGGAGGCCCUCUCUCGCGCGGUGUGCGCCGAGCCGGGGCUGCCCAGCUUCGACGCGUGGCUGGCGGCGCUCGGGGACGAGGAGCGGUCUCGGCUGGCCGGCUCCGGGCAGGGGCGGCUGCUGUCCAUCUGCAGGCAGGUGUCGGCCCUGAGGAGCGCCCCUGCGGCGGCGGGCCCGGGCCAGCCUCCAGGCGCGGGCCGCGGCGGGGUGUUUUUUUACAAGCCCGUCAAGUCGGAUCCCGUCGACUGCCUCCUGGCGGCCAGCCUCCUGAGGCUAGACAGAGAGCCGCCCCCUGCGCUCGAGCUGUCGCGGGUGGAGCCAGGCCUCUACCGGCUCGGCGCCUCCGGGCCGAGGUUCCGCUGCCACAUCGACGGCGGGAGGCUCAUGAUCCAGGCCGACGCGCCGACCGGCGGCGAAGGCAGGCCCCCGAUGGAGUUCGGCGAUUUCCUCGCUGCAGGCCCCGAGGCGCUGACCGCCGCGGCCUGCUGA
This is a messenger RNA of Prorocentrum cordatum, 1380 nucleotides long. The record is from the annotation of a GenBank genome assembly. NCBI's taxonomy places the organism in Eukaryota, Dinophyceae, Prorocentrales, Prorocentraceae.